Molecule: messenger RNA, 1187 nt
Organism: Branchiostoma floridae (Florida lancelet)
Lineage: Eukaryota; Metazoa; Chordata; Leptocardii; Amphioxiformes; Branchiostomatidae
Product: C-type mannose receptor 2-like
Exons: 5
Coding region: 100-1026 (308 amino acids)
Source: RefSeq, a predicted model, not a curated record
UCCUUCCGUGUCGAUGACUGUGAAACUACCACAACCCAUACUGAGUUAGGACAAGUAGCGGAGGCUACCGGAGACGAACUAAAUGUACAUAUUCCGGACAUGACAGCGUGCGACGAUUGCAUGGCCAGGAAAACGUCCUGUGGGUAUAUCGUUUGUGGCAGCCCUGACCAAUAUCGCUGUGGGCUGAUCUACUCCCCCGGAUACCCACACGCCUUCCCUUCUUCAGCCAUCUGUCUGUGGACCAUCGAUGGUCCUCCUGGAAGCUACGUCACGCUUGUGCUGCUGGACGUAGAUUUGCCCUGCGGCAGCCGCGUGCUGCAGGUCAGGGACAGGUUCCUGACGGUAGGGUGGAACACGAUCCACGGGCUGUGUCGCGGCGAGGGCGAACAGAAGCGUUAUGUGUCGAGCUCCAAUGAGAUGCGUUUGGUCAUGCUGGCGACGAGUCACAUUGCUGAUUUUGGCGACAGUCGCGGGUUUAUGGCGACGUACAACGUCAGUACGUUCAGCGCUAGCCGACAAGUGGAGGGCAUUCCUGAUGAUGCAGGUUUCAUCUGCCCAUGCGGUUGGCGCUUGUUCCGCCGAAACUGCUACCUGACAUCUCGCCAUCACGUACGUGUGAACUGGGAGGAGGCAGACGCCAAGUGCCGAGAGUUUGACGCCAACUUAACCAGCAUCGCUGACCGGGCGGAGAUGGAGUUUCUCCACCUGCUGUUGGUCACCAACGUUGUCGUCAAACGCAUCGUUGAUCCAACGCUUUACAUUGGUCUGUACGACAUCCACCUGAACCGAACCUUUGUCUGGACCGAUGGCAUCCCGGUGACUUACAUGGACUGGUCACCCAUGGAUGUAAGAACCUGGUUCCCACAGCCGGACGGAGCCAAGAUGAGCUACUGCGUUGCCAUAGUGAUGAAGAACGUCUGGGGAACGGACCAGUGGUACGACGUGUCCUGUGAUGAACGAGCCACCAGGUCCUUCAUCUGCAAGCGGGCGGCCGGAAGGGUGACCCGUCCGGGAGACAGUGGCUAAACAGCGCAGUCAGAGAGGCAGGCAUAGCCGCAAUACAAACUGUUGUGUGACCCUACUAGCCCCACAGAUAUAGCAGCGCUAAUGUUGUUUGGGCUAAAUUGUUUGCCAGAUACUUUUGAAGUGAAGAAACACACACACACACACACACACACACACACACA